Messenger RNA from Chaetomium globosum CBS 148.51, 2856 nucleotides. RefSeq lists its product as uncharacterized. The record is from RefSeq and is a predicted model, not a curated record. Gene Ontology annotation, biological process: protein targeting to vacuole; Golgi to vacuole transport. The coding region runs from base 1 to 2856 and encodes 951 amino acids. NCBI's taxonomy places the organism in Eukaryota, Fungi, Ascomycota, Sordariomycetes, Sordariales, Chaetomiaceae. The transcript has 6 exons. Gene Ontology annotation, cellular component: endosome membrane; membrane coat; AP-3 adaptor complex.
AUGUGCGUCGGCCUGCACCGGAAAGCUGACCUCGGAGAUGCAGACCUCAAGGCGAGGGCCGUACUCAAGCUUGUCUAUCUUGAAAUGGUUGGGCACGACAUGUCCUGGGCUUCUUUCCAUGUUCUCGAGGUCAUGUCUUCCCAAAAAUACCACCAGAAAAGAGUUGGAUAUCUUGCCGCUGUUCAGAGCUUCCGCCCCGACACCGACGUGUCCAUGUUGGCAACAAACCUCCUAAAGAAGGACGUGGCUGCAUCAUUACCGACCAUCAUAGCGCUCCCUAUCGCCGCCCUCCCUCACAUCGUCACACCGUCCCAGACCAUGUCGCUCCUCGGUGAUCUGCUACCACGUCUCGGCCACUCCCAUGCCGCUAUUCGGAAAAAGACGGUCGUUACGCUCUAUCGGCUAGCGUUGGUAUAUCCCGAAGCACUCCGUGCUUCAUGGCCGAAGAUAAAGGAGCGUCUGAUGGACCCAGACGAGGACUCAAGCGUAACGGCAGCCAUUGUGAAUGUUGUCUGCGAGUUGGGCUGGCGGAGGCCGCAUGACUUCCUCCCGCUAGCACCGCGGCUGUUCGAGCUCCUGGUUGAUGGGGGUAACAACUGGAUGGCAAUAAAACUAAUCAAGCUUUUUGCCACUCUCACGCCCCUUGAGCCACGCCUGGUCCGCAAAUUACUACCACCGUUAACCAACCUAAUCCGGACCACCCCGGCCAUGUCUCUGCUAUACGAAUGUAUCAACGGCAUUAUCCAGGGUGGUAUUCUCGGCGAUGGGGAGGAUUUCUCGGCCAGGGAGGAGGUAGCUUCACUUUGUGUCACAAAGCUACGAGGCAUGGUGUCCACCAACAGCGAUCCAAAUCUCAAAUAUGUGGCGCUCCUAGCGUUCAACCGCAUCGUCGUGACCCACCCCUUCCUCGUUGCACAGCAGGAAGACGUGAUCCUGGAGUGUAUUGAUAGUGAAGAUAUCACUAUCAGGAUAAAAGCGCUUGACUUGGUGCAGGGGAUGGUCAGCAGCGAUAACUUGGUUUCGAUCGUCAGUCGAUUAAUGAGGCAGCUCAAGGCGUCUUCCGCUACGCUCAGCCAACAAGAAAACGGCGCCGAGGGCCAGGAUCCUGAAACCGACUCGAGCGAUGAACCAAGCGCAGAAUCCAGGCGACGUCACAAAACAUCAGAAACUGCCCCGCCCCUCCCAGACGAUUACGCCGUCGACGUCAUCGGCCGCAUUUUGAGGAUGUGCUCUCAAGAUAACUAUGCCAACAUGGUUGACUUUGAUUGGUACCUCGACGUUCUGACGCAGCUCAUCCGGAUUGCCCCUACGCCUCGGACAAAGGAUUUGGGUUCUGACCGGUCAAGUCCAAAGUCAAGUGGUGACAUUUCCGAGAAGAUUGGCAACGAGCUUAGGAAUGUGGCCGUGAAGGUCAAGGCCAUCAGAGCUGCCGCUGUGCGGGCGGCCGAACUUGCAGUAUCCCGAAUGAGCACGGAGGUAUCAUCCACAAGGCCAGUCGUCUCAGGGGCACUUAACCCCAUUGCUUGGGUUGUUGGGGAGUAUUCUUUCCAGCUACUUUCGGCUGACAACACUCUACGGCACUUGCUAGAUCUAAUCCCACGGGUCGAAUACCCCGAGGGCCUGGCAACAUCUCUACAAGCUGUGCUAAAGCUGUUUGCCUACGUCGCUGGAGACGAUCAAGCACUCUGGACUCCGGAAAGGAAAUCGAGCGUCACAUUAUUGAUGGCCCGCGUCAUUCACGUCUUGGAGCCGCUCGCAUUACACCCUUAUCUCGAAGUCCAGGAGCGUGCUGUUGAGUUUAUCGAAUUACUCAAGCUUACGGCCGAGGCUGCGGCCGGCCAAACGCCGUCCACGGACGACGUCGACCAAGAUCCGCCAUUACUGCUCACACAAGCGAUCCCAUCGCUUUUUACUGGGUGGGAGCUCAAUUCCGUUGCUGCCAACACACAGCAGAACGUGCCCAUACCGGAUGACCUUGAUCUCGACGAGCCGAUUCAUGGUGACCUCAACAGAUUGUUGUCGCAGGCAGACUCGUUGAUGUUGCCGACACAGGGCGACGACGAAUUCGAAACAUACUACCACCAUAAGCCGGCAGUCACAAGCAUGUCCAAUGAACCAGCCAUAAAUAGGCUAGUAGAAGCACCGGAGGAGGUGGUGUCGGGAUCUUACCAACAAUCUGAAGAGAGCUACCUGGACCCGGAUAUUGUUGCUAGGAGGAAGGCUGAGCGCGCCGAGCGUUACCGUGACGACCCCUUCUACAUCCCCGACGCCACUGCAUCUGGCGGCAGGACCUCCAAAGCCGCUGCCGCCGCCAAGAAACUCAAGCAACAAUCCCUCCUGCAAAUAGGCCCCGCCAACCUCAGCGAUCUCAGCAUCGGAGACACGAGCCAGUCGGGCGGCGGCGGUGGUGGUGGCGGCGAUGGGCUGGCACUCGAGCGGCAGCAGCGUGAGGAGGCGGAGAUGGCGCAGGCGCUCAAGGAGGUGCAGCGGCUGAGGCUGGAGAUGCAGCGCGCGAACGAGCGGAUACAGGUCGCGCAGGGGGUUCCGGUGGAGGGGGUGGUUGUGGCGAAGAAGAAGAAGAAGAAGGUGAAGGAUGGGGAAGGGGGUGGUGGUGGCGGUGAGGGGGGAGAAGGGGUGGUGAAGGUGAAGAAGAAGAAGAAGGUGGCGGUAGUUGAAACGGGGGGUGAAGGCGGGGUGGAAGGGGGUGAGGGUGUGGUGAAGAAGAAGAAGAAGGCUGUUAAGGCGGAAGGGAAAGAGGGCGGGGAGGGGGAGGCGGUUGUGAAGGGGAAGAAGAAGAAGGCUAGGAGGUUGGUACAAUUGGAUGAGGGGGAGGGUGCUGCUGCGGAAGGAAAUUAG